This is a messenger RNA of Perognathus longimembris pacificus (Pacific pocket mouse), 1293 nucleotides long. It is a transcript of the gene Nme9, whose product is annotated as NME/NM23 family member 9. Gene Ontology annotation, molecular function: nucleoside diphosphate kinase activity. Gene Ontology annotation, biological process: CTP biosynthetic process; UTP biosynthetic process; GTP biosynthetic process. The coding region runs from base 1 to 1293 and encodes 430 amino acids. The transcript is spliced from 12 exons. The record is from RefSeq and is a predicted model, not a curated record. Lineage: Eukaryota; Metazoa; Chordata; Mammalia; Rodentia; Heteromyidae.
AUGAGCGCCUGGCUGCCCCGGCGCGCCCUCCCGCCAUUGGCCGAGGCCCGGCGUGGGCGGGGCUCGCGCCGCGCCGCGGCCCGGCGUUGCCAGGGCAACCGCAGGCCCGCGGCCGCGCUGAUCGGUUACCUGCGGGAAGGGCGCGCGGGGCCUCCGUUUCCCCCGGGGCGCUUUGAGGGGAGGUUCGGGGGCUCCGCACAAGGCUCCGCCAUGGGCAGCAAGAAGAAGGAGCUUGCCCUGCAGGUGGGAUUCCGAUUCCGGGGGUGCUGCGGGCUCGCGGCCCUCGGUGUGAGGCUGGGGGGCCGGCGGGGCGGUGAGGAGCAGGUUCACAUCAGCACCCCGGAACUUUGGGAAGAAGUGCUCAGCGCCAAAGGACUCACGGUGGUGGACGUGCACCAGGGCUGGUGCGGGCCCUGCAAGCCCAUGCUGGGCCUCUUCCAGAAGAUGAGCAUGGAGGUGGGGCUGGACCUUCUGCAUUUCGCCCUGGCAGAGGCGGACCGUCUGGACGUGCUGGAGCAGUACCGGGGCAGGUGUGAGCCCACCUUUCUGUUCUACGCCGGGGGGGAGCUGGUGGCCGUGGUCAGGGGCGCGAACGCCCCUCUCCUGCAGAAAACCAUCCUGGAGCAGCUGGAGGCCGAGAAGCGGGUGCUGGCCGGCGGCGGGGAGCGCAAGGCGAUUAAAGACGAGGCUCUUCCUGACGAAGAUGAAUGGCUUCCGCAGGGCGAGGCUGGCGGAGAGGAAGACGUGGUGUCUGUGGAGCAGACCUGCACCCUGGCAAUCAUUAAACCAGACGCCGUGGGCCACGGGAAGGCGGAUGAAAUCGUCAUGAAGAUCCUGGAAGCCGGGUUCGACAUUGUGGCAAAUGAAGAGAGAGUUCUGACAGAGACAGAAAUGCGACUUUUCUACCACCGCAGGGCUGGAGAGGAGGCCUUCGAGACGCUGGUCCAGCACAUGUGCAGCGGGCCCAGCCGCCUCCUGAUCCUCACCGGGGCGGAGGCCGCCCAGGACGUGGUCGGUGCCUGGAGGGGCCUCGUGGGACCCCGCGACCCGGACGUGGCCAGGAGGGAGCAACCCGAAAGUCUCCGGGCUCAGUACGGCACAGAAAUGCCGUUCAAUGCCGUGCAUGGGAGCUGGGACCGGGAAGACGCCGGCAGAGAGCUGGCCUUGCUCUUCCCCAACUUCAAGUUUCCAGACAAGGAGGACACGGAAGCCCUGCGGGGCGCUGAGCCCCCCGCGGCGGGCCCCGAGGACGUGGACGGGGACCCCGGGCCGCUCCCCCAGGCCUGUGAGUAG